Linum tenue is the source of this 1443-nucleotide messenger RNA. Lineage: Eukaryota; Viridiplantae; Streptophyta; Magnoliopsida; Malpighiales; Linaceae. The record is from the annotation of a GenBank genome assembly.
GACGUUUUGAGGAGUUACAGUCAUGGGCUAUCGGGCUUCGCGGCCCGUCUCUCGCCGGCGGAGGCCCAGUCCAUAGCAGCCCAACCAGGAGUAGUCUCGGUGUUCCCCGGUUCCAACUUGAAACUCCACACCACAAGAUCCUGGGACUUCCUCCAAAGCAGCUGCCGCAGCAAGAAACAACCCGACAGCAGCAACAUUGUAAUCGGAAUCUUCGACUCCGGGAUAUGGCCCGAGUCCGAGAGCUUCCGACUGCAAGGCACCAAUCACAGCUUCCCACGUGGAUGGAAUGGUACCUGCAUGACCGGAAGAAACUUCAACACCACAGCCUGGAAAAUCAUUGGUGCCAGGUACUACACAAACAUCAGCGACACCCCAAGAGACUUAGACGGCCACGGGACCCACGUGGCGUCGACGGCGGCGGGAGUGGCCGUGAGAAAGGCUUCCUACUACGACGGACUUGCAGCCGGCACCGCCCGGGGAGGCUCCGAGUCCGCGAGGAUUGCAGUGUACAAAGUGUGCCAGCACGGAGAUUGCCCGGACUGGCUUCUUCUCGGCGCGUUCGAUGACGCAAUCGCCGACGGCGUCCACGUCAUUUCCCUCUCGCUCGGCUCUGACAAUUCCGGAGACUUUCUCAGAGACCCGCAGGCCCUCGGCGCCUUCCACGCCGUCGAGCACGGGAUCACCGUCGUUUGUGCCGGUGGAAACAGCGGGCCCCGCCCCUCCACGAUUUCCAACGAUGCGCCGUGGAUCAUAACGGUGGGCGCUUCCACGGUGGACAGGGCUUUCGAAUCCAACAUCCUCCUGGGCGGAGGCCAAGUUGUGAAGCUUUUUCAAAGAACAAUCUGGGCUCUCGUAUUACAACUCACACCGGAGAAGAGGCAAGCCCAUAUGAUGUGGGAGCAGGGGAGCUGAAUCCAAUGGGAUCGCUCAACCCAGGGCUCGUCUACGAGACCGACGUGACUCACCACUUGUUGUUCAUGUGUUAUUACGGCUACGACACCAACACCGUGAGGUGGAUAUCCAAAGUUGCUCGCUCCUCAAACUUUUAUUGCUCUCAACACUCACAAUCGGACCUCAUCUCUAAUCUCAAUUUCCCAUCAAUCUCGGUCGGACUGACGGGAGCCAAUCGAACCAGAACCGUUCCGAGGGUCUUGACAAAUGUCGCCGGAAAUGGAAAUUGGACAUACAAGGCCGUGCUCGAAUUUGGAGGAGCUGGUCCAGUGUCGCACGUGAGGGUCAAGGUAUUCCCAAGAAAGUUAACGUUCACCGAAAAUGGACAAAGGCGUUCUUACAAGAUCAAGUUUUCAUCCAAGGAAGAUUAUCUUAUGAACCAAGAAUUUGUGUAUGGUUGGAUAACCUGGACCAACCCACAUUUCAAGGUCCGAUCACCAUUUGUCGUUCGGAUGAAUUAGUUAUUACUAUUUUGUAGUUCAUCGCAUGCAG